UUACAGACCAAAAACAAACGACCGUCCUUCCGUCUCCUGCUCCCCCAGUUUCCGGAAGAUCGCUGUACAAUGAUGGGGAAAAUGGAAUCCUGAGACCGUACCCAACUAUUCAAGCGAAUUUGUGAGAAUAAAACUACCAAAGUCCAAGAUAACGAAUAACGACACAAAUACAAGACAGCAGCAGGAUCGUGGUGACUCAGCGAUAGACAGCGUUUAUCUCCAGCUUCUCUCCCUUCGACACCUGAUGGAGGGCUCCGACAGUUCCGAGCCGGGCGCCAGUGACCAACCAGAGGCCCAGCGCAGGCGGCAACGGGACCGGCUAGACCGGGAGGAGGCCUUCUACCAGUUUGUCAACAACCUGAGUGAGGCAGACUACCGGCUGAUGAGAGACAACAAUCUGCUGGGUACCCCAGGUGAGAUCACAGCGGAGGAGUUGUUGAGUCGGCUGCAGCAGAUUAAGGAUGGGCCAGAGCAGCAGCAGCAGCCUAGCAUCAACACCAGUGAGACUGGAGAAGCUACAGGAGAACUGGCAGAAGGUCCAGAGGACCCGUCUAACGGCGACACCCUCUUGGAUUGGCUGAACACCGUCAGGCGGACAGGCAACACCACCCGCAGUGGUCACCGAGGAAACCAGUCGUGGCGGGCGGUGAGCCGGACCAACCCAAACAGCGGAGACUUCCGGUUCAGUCUGGAGAUCAACGUUAACCGUAACCUGGCGGAGCAGCAGGCCCGCGCGGAGGGGGAGGCGCAGGAGGAGGCGCAGGGGGAGGAGCAGCAGGCCCGCGCGGAGGGGGAGGCGCAGGAGGAGGAGCAGCAGGCCCGCGCGGAGGGGGAGGCGCAGGAGGAGGCCGCAACAAGAGCACCUGACAAUGUGGUGGAGGUCCUGCCUGAGGCGGGGACGGAGGUACCCAUGGAGACAGGAGAGGUGCUGGAGGAACCCGUUGUGGAAGAGCUGGCUGUCAUAGUGGAACCAGAAGUGGAGAUGGAGCCAGAGGCUGAAGUAGAAGCUGAGCCAGAACUAGAAGCAGAGAUGGUCCCAGAGUUAGUAGUAGAGGUAGUCCCACAGCCGCCCAGCCCUGUCACCACCACCCCUCCUGUCUCCAGACCAGCCAGUCCCCUGGUGCAGGCCCCUCCAGCCACCCCGGCCCCUGCCCCUCCCAGCCCUCCCCCUGAGGAGCCUCCGCGACGUGGCCAGAGACGAGCCCGCAGCCGUAGCCCCGAGCAGCGCCGGACCAGGGCUCGCACCACACGGAGCCGUUCCCCCCUCACCCUGGACCGACUGGACGGCCUCCCCCGCCACGUGCCCAACGCCGCCCCUUCACACAGCCCCCCCACCCUGCCCCCCCAGGCCCCCGCAGAGGGAAGCUCACGGACUCGACAGCAUGUUCUGUCCCGGCAGAGCACCGCAGAGUACGAGGUCCAGUCAGCCGGAACAGGGUCUGAGACCGCCCCAGAGCCCGUUACCACCCCACCCCAGGAGGGAGAGGCCGCGGGCGGGGAGGGAGCAGCGGGACGACGUCCCCCCACCAUCAUGCUGGACCUGCAGGUGCGCCGAGUUCGUCCAGGUGAGUACCGCCAGAGGGACAGCAUUGCUAACAGAACCCGCUCACGCUCCCAGAACUCCAACAACACCUUCCUGUACGAGAGUGAGAGGGGGGGAUUCCGCAGGACCUUCUCCCGGUCCGAGCGCGCGGGUGUGAGGACGUACGUCAGCACCAUCAGGAUCCCCAUCAGGAGGAUCAGUGACGCGGGGUUGGGAGAGGCCACCUCCAUGGCUCUGCAGACCAUGAUACGACAGAUCAUGACCGGCUUCGGAGAGCUCAGCUACUUCAUGGACUCGGACUCGGAAUCCUCGGACUCAAACCGUGGCGGUGGUAACCCCACUGGCGCUGCCGACCUGGCCGAGGCGCUCAACACUCCCGACGGGGGAGUAGCCGGUAUGGCGGACGGGGCGGAGCCUCCUGUCUCAGUGAGCGGGCAUAGUAUGGGAGGAGCCGGUGAGGCAAGGACAGAGGAGAGGGAGGGGGAGGACGGGAUUGGUCUGGGUCUGGCCCCAGGGAUAGGUUUAGGGGUGGGGGGCACCCCCAGGGAGGGGCGAGCUCGGCCCCGUGCCCCCAUCAGUUUGGAGGAACCGGGGUCACUACCCUUCCUCCGCCUUGCUCACUUCUUCCUCCUGAAUGAUGAGGACGAGGAACAGCCCAGAGGACUCACCAAGGAGCAGAUCGACAACCUCUCCACCAGGAACUUUGGGGAGAGUGACGCUCUGAAGACCUGCAGUGUGUGUAUCACAGAGUAUGCUGAGGGGAACAAGUUGAGGAAGUUGCCCUGUUCUCAUGAGUACCAUGUUCACUGUAUCGACCGCUGGCUGUCUGAGAACUCCACCUGUCCUAUCUGCCGCAGGGCCGUGCUGGUGUCUGCUAACCGGGAGAGUGUGGUCUAACCUGGAGAGCUAGAGGUCAGGGGUCAGCGGUGCUCCAGGCAGACGGCUCCAGUAUAUAACAUCGUGUCAGUUCUGCAGGCCCUUCUCCUAGUCAGACCAUUUACAUUGUUCGUGUUUUUCAUUCUUAAGCCAUCAGUGAGUUUUAUCCAACUGACAUGCCGGUGUUUGGACAGACUGACAGACAAGACCGAGUCUAGACUGACAGGAAGGAAGGUGAUGUCCUCAUAGACUCUGUAGGAAGAGACGUGAGAAAGAGAUGCAACUGUCUCCUGUUGGCUAACAGAAACCCAACUCUCCCUUGCCUGUCUUACCCCAACAGGGACUCCACUGUCCCCACCUCACCCUGCUCUCCACCUGAAAGAUGAACUGCAUUUAUCAACACUCUGGAACGGCUCACAGACUGUCAGUGUGUCAAAGCUUGCUGAAUCCGUUUUUAAGUUAACACUGUGGAAUGUUGUACAGGCUUUAAUGGGGAGAACAAGAUGUGACGGACUUGGAUUCUUAGCUAUCAGUUUAUUUGGAAUCGUAUUGCGUCAUAUUCAGGACAUCGGACCAAUAGUACUGAUUGUUGAUUUACGUUGAACCGUCGUUGAGAUGGGAUGUAGGUAUCUGUUAACUGAUGCUAGUGUGUAGUCUGACUCUAGCCCAUCACCAUGAAGCAUCGAUCUGGCCUGUUUCUAUUUCUGCCCUCUGACAGUGUUUCAUCAUGACCUGGCCUGUGUACACAAAGCAUAUCACAGUAUCAGUGGGGGAUCUAGGAUCAGUCCGUCAGUGGGGAUCUAGGAUCAGUCCAUUAUUGGGGAUCUAGGAUCAGUCCGUCAGUGGGGAUCUAGGAUCAGUCCGUCAGUGGGGAUCUAGGAUCAGUCCGUCAGUGGUGAUCUAGGAUCAGUCCGUCAGUGGGGAUCUAGGAUCAGUCCAUUAUUGGGGAUCUAGGAUCAGUCCGUCAGUGGGGAUCUAGGAUCAGUCCGUCAGUGGGGAUCUAGAAUCAGUCCGUCAGUGGGGAUCUAGGAUCAGUCCAUUAUUGGGGAUCUAGGAUCAGUCCAUUAUUUGGGAUCUAGGAUCAGUCCAUUAUUGGGGAUCUAGGAUCAGUCCAUUAUUGGGGAUCUAGGAUCAGUCCAUUAUUGGGGAUCUAGGAUCAGUCCAUUAUUGGGGAUCUAGGAUCAGUGGUGAUCUAGGAUCAGUCCGUCAGUGGGUAUCUAGGAUCAGUCCAUGAUUGGGGAUCUAGGAUCAGUCCAUGAUUGGGGAUCUAGGAUCAGUCCGUCAGUGGGGAUCUAGGAUCAGUGGUGAUCUAGGAUCAGUCCGUCAGUGGUGAUCUAGGAUCAGUCCAUUAUUGGGGAUCUAGGAUCAGUCCGUCAGUGGUGAUCUAGGAUCAGUCCAUUAUUGGGGAUCUAGGAUCAGUCCGUCAGUGGGGAUCUAGGAUCAGUCCAGUCCAUAUAAUCUUAUUCAUUAUGACCUAAAAGGGCCAACUGAUCCUAGAUCAUCACUCCUACUCUGGGACACUUUAUGGAUACGGGCCCUGAAUGAUGACGACGACCUCCUAGUGAUCCUAACCCUGUCACCAUGACAACCUGUUGGUUCUGCUACCAUGUGACCAGGAAGUGAACAGAGGGCUGCAUUAUGGCUUCGUCUCCACCACCCUAUCUCUAUAUAGGGAAUAGUGACAUUUGGGAAUCACAUUUAUGGGUUCCAUGUGUUGGUUAGACCCAGGCCAGGUUAGACCCCUGCCAGGUCAGACCCCUGCCAGGUCAGACCCCGGCCAGGUUAGACCCAGGCCAGGGUUAGACCCCUGACAGGCCAGACCCCGGCCAGGGUUAGACCCCUGCCAGGCCAGACCCCGGCCAGGGUUAGACCCAGGCCAGGGUUAGACCCAGGCCAGGCUGCUGCCUCUGUCCUGUGUUUUGGCCUAGAACUUCUACCACCAAGAGACAUCUUUAUUUCUGGAACACCAGUGCAAUAACUACAAAGUGGGAAAACUGAAGAAGUGUAAUAUUCUAAACUUGUAUAUUAUUUCUAAAAUAUUGUAGACUGAAUAUUCACAGUUAAAAUGAAGACUUGUUCCCUUUUUAAAAAUGUGUUAAGCUUUUUAUUUUCUAGAGCUGGGUUCUUUCUGUACAUUCUGAUAGCACUAUUCCUUGGCGAGCGGUGGGCCUGUAGGAUGAUGUACGUUGGCUGUACACACACAGAGACGGAGGGUUGCCAUGAUGACAUCACAUUAUUCUAUAGGUUCCAUGUGUUCUCACGGUUGCCGUCGUUACCUCCUCCCUGUAUAAAUAAAGUUUUGGGUGGUUGAA
This is a messenger RNA of Salvelinus fontinalis (brook trout), 4731 nucleotides long. It is a transcript of the gene rlim, whose product is annotated as ring finger protein, LIM domain interacting. The record is from RefSeq and is a predicted model, not a curated record. Gene Ontology annotation, cellular component: nucleoplasm; cytoplasm. Gene Ontology annotation, molecular function: ubiquitin protein ligase activity. Bases 245 to 2440 code for a protein of 731 amino acids. Gene Ontology annotation, biological process: ubiquitin-dependent protein catabolic process; random inactivation of X chromosome; protein ubiquitination. The transcript has 4 exons. Lineage: Eukaryota; Metazoa; Chordata; Actinopteri; Salmoniformes; Salmonidae.